AUGUCCAAGGACACAGUGCAGCAUCUCCAGCUCACUGGAAAGAGUAUCCAUUUUGUCUCAGACACCGUGGCCAAAGGCAACUUGCUCAAUGGACUGCUUGGUACAGGACUGCUGGAUGGAGUGCUUGGACUGCUUGGUUUAGGAGGACAAGGAGGCCUUCUAGGAGGCGUGACAGGUCUUCUGGGAGGGCAAGGAGGACUGCUUGAUGGUGUCCUGGGAGGCCAAAAUGGAGGUUUGCUUGGAGGUAUUCUGGGAGGCCAAGGAGGAAAUGACCUUCUAGGAGGCCUGACCGGAGGCCUGACUGGAGGCAAAGGAGGAAAUGACCUUCUAGGAGGUCUGACCGGAGGCCUGACUGGAGGUCUGGCUGGAGGCAAAGGAGGAAAUGACCUUCUAGGAGGCCUGACCGGAGGCCUGACUGGAGGCCUGGCUGGAGGUAAAGGAGGAAAUGACCUUCUAGGUGGCCUGACCGGAGGCCUGACUGGAGGUCUGGCUGGAGGCAAAGGAGGAAAUGACCUUCUAGGUGGCCUGACCGGAGGCCUGACUGGAGGCCUAACUGGAGGCAAAGGAGGAAAUGACCUUCUAGGAGGUCUGACCGGAGGCCUGACUGGAGGACUGGCUGGAGGCAAAGGAGGAAAUGACCUUCUAGGAGGCCUGACCGGAGGCCUGACUGGAGGUCUGGCUGGAGGCAAAGGAGGAAAUGACCUUCUAGGAGGUCUGAUUGGAGGCCUGACUGGAGGCAAAGGAGGAAAUGAUCUUCUAGGAGGUCUGACUGGAGGCCUGACUGGGGGACUGAUUGGUGGUGUCCUGGGAGGCCAAAAUGGAGGACUGGUUGGAAAUCUUCUGGGAGGCCAAGGAGGAAGUGGUCUUCUAGGAGGCCUGACUGGAGGCAUCGCAGGAGGCCAAGGAGGAAGUGGUCUUCUAGGAGGCUUGACUGGAGGCAUCACAGGAGGCCAAGGAGGAAAUGACCUUCUAGGAGGCUUGACUGGAGGCCUCACCGGAGGACUGCUUGAUGGUGUCCUGGGAGGUCAAGGUCUACUUGGGUUGAAGAUCGUGGAUAUCGUCCUUCCUAAAGUCUCUGUGAAACUGCUGGAAGGUGUUGGGGUCGAUCUGAACCUGUAUACCAAAGUGGAGCUCAAGGGCGGCAAUACGCCUGUGAUUGGGAUUUUGAAUCUGCUGGUGGAAGUGAACAUCACAGGCAGGGCUAAGCUGGUGCAAGAUAAGACAGGAGCCCCCAUGUUGGUCCUUGAGAAUUGCAAGACCCUUCUGGGUGGCGUUCAGGUCCUGUCCGGGUUAAUCCCACUGAAUCUGGAUCGGAUCGUAGUCAACCUAUUGAACAAUCUUCUUCCUGGGGUGCUGUGUCCAGUCAUAGACCUUGUGGUGAAUCUCUUGAACACCGUUUUGAGCACAGUCAACAGUGUUUGCCCGUUUGGUAUGCUAGGACAACUGCACUAUACCCUGGCAGGCCUGCCGUUGUUCCGAGGUCAACACUUGCUUUUGAAUUUGAAUCUCAUGAUCAUUGAUCCAGAAGGCAAGACCAUCAGCCUUCCUCCGGUCCAGAUGCCCGCUCUGCCUGUGCCUGCAGACCACUCCUCUCAGCUGCUUCUCCCGGGGGAUCUCCUCUCCACUCUGCUGGGCACGCUGGGCUCGAAAGGAUUGCUCAACGCAGACAUCACUGAACAAACGCUCCGUGGAAAUGUCCCGUUGACAACAUCCGCUCUUCAGUCCUUGGUUCCAGAGAUUUCUCAGCUAGGAGCACCCUCAUCAUUGCCUCUGGUGGUCAAAAUUAGACUCAGUGGGCAGCCUAAAGUGGCUUUGAAAAAUGGGAAGGCUUCUCUGACUCUCAAGGCAUCUAUCGAAGUUCUGGCUCGUGCGAGAUCUGGUCUCAAGCCCCUCUUCGAAGUGGCUGCUACUCUUGGCCUGAGUGGCAAAAUUAAAGCUGGAUCAUCGAAGCUGAUCUUCACCUUCGCGCUAGACACCCUUGACCUCAAGCUCUCUUCUUCAGAAAUCGGAGAAUUUAAUAUUGCUGUCCUGGAAAACUGGAUCAAAAACCUGAUUGUCACUGAAUAUCUGCAUGUGCUCAAUGGUGCCUUGGAGAUAGGAAUCCCUCUCCCUAACCUCUUCAAUAUGAAGUUUGAUGAUGCUGCAGUCUCUGUUCUUGAAAAUUCACUUUUGCUUGAUGUGACUCCAAAGCUGCUCUAAAGAGAUGCCCACAUUUGCUGUGGAACCCUGCAGAAGAACUGCCGCCUCCUGCUUUCCCUCCUGACCUCCCGCUCUAGACUUCAGUGACAGAGGAAGAAACCUCCUUCACCACUUAGACCCUCCCCGUUUCCCGUUGGGUUGCAGGCGCCCUCCAGCCUGAUCAAACGCGGUGUAGCCAGUCCCCCUUGGGCGAGGGAGCAUCCGCUCCAAGAACGAUACGGUUCCUAUGUGUCAAGUUCCAAUAAAAGGUGCCACUUGCUCAGCA
This is a messenger RNA of Eublepharis macularius, 2464 nucleotides long. RefSeq names its product BPI fold-containing family B member 3-like. The coding region runs from base 1 to 2199 and encodes 732 amino acids. Gene Ontology annotation, molecular function: lipid binding. The record is from RefSeq and is a predicted model, not a curated record. NCBI's taxonomy places the organism in Eukaryota, Metazoa, Chordata, Lepidosauria, Squamata, Eublepharidae. The transcript has 15 exons.